Messenger RNA from Daldinia loculata, 1644 nucleotides. RefSeq lists its product as uncharacterized. The transcript is spliced from 8 exons. NCBI's taxonomy places the organism in Eukaryota, Fungi, Ascomycota, Sordariomycetes, Xylariales, Hypoxylaceae. Bases 141 to 1490 code for a protein of 449 amino acids. The record is from RefSeq and is a predicted model, not a curated record.
CCUCAUUUCCCCCGAAAUACCCUUAGCAAGACCCUUUUUAGCGAGUUUUCAACUAAGUUAACCUUCAGAGCCACUCGCUAUUAAUAGGCAUUCAAUUUCUAGCCCCUUACCCACACUCACCCUGGCUAUUGAUAGACAGGAUGGAUUGGCCUAUGGAAGACUCGGCUUGGUCUAACAUCGACUUAGAGACAUUUGGUUUCGAAUCACGCCCUACCAUAGUCCUCCGAAAUUCGGAAUCGCAUACAACGUUGACACGGGAUCUACUUCAGAAUAAGAACGAUUGGGAGAUUUGGUUCGAUGCUGCUCUGAACCCCACUCCCGAACCGAACGAGUUUCGUGCCGUACUUUGCAGUAGGGCUUCGCCUAUUUUUGAGGGGGAAGAUGCUCCAGUUUCGUACGUCUCAGUCUCGAGAGACACGUGGGAGAGGCUUACAAGAUUCUUCCAUAUCCAUCGGGCUGUCACGCGGUCGAUAGCUAGACAGGUCGCUUGUAUUUCUUCGUUCUACGAGGAGGGAAAAGGAGCAAGUGCGAAGAUAUGCUUUACUGCACGAAUGUCGAAGUAUCUCCCUGGAGACCUGGCAUUGUCUGUCACCUAUAUCCCGAGCACCGAAUCCAUAUAUGCUGUUAUGUAUGGUUGCAAUAAUAAUCAGAUGCAAGAAAUCGAAACUCGUAUUCGAUCAGCUGGUGACAGAACUAAAUAUCCAUUAUUAAUGAUCGGAAUCUUCGUCGAACUAGAGAGAGAAAGACUAGUAUCUAUGGCAGAUCAGCUUCUGGACGGGUUCACCUUGCGAUCAGAGAAUCUGGAAAAUGGAUCCUGGGACCCGUCUAUAGAUAUGAGUAAGGAGAAGACACAAGAAUACCUGGCGCUUUGUCUUCAAAGUCGAAGCCUUAUAGACCACAUGAAGGCCGUAAAACGGCAAGUGGUAAAGCUUCUGGCCGAGAUCGAAGAGUUUGAAGGUCAUUUUCCCUCUCAUAGACAUAGUGAGCGUUCUCAUGAUGGUAAGAGAGCACAUCGGUUCAAGAAAAUCGGAGCUCAGAUGAAGAAGAGACUACAAGAUACCAUCAAUGAGUAUGAUGGUAAAAUAGACGAAUGUAAUAUGAUCGUAGGAAAUAUUACUCUAGCUAUGCAGACGGUUUGGAAUCAAAUUGCGAUGCACGAUUCGGACCUCAAUACUCGCAUUGCUCACGUAAACACAGGGGUCGCCCUCGAAACAAAACGGGAAGGCAUCCAAAUGAGGUCGAUUGCUAUAUUAUCAAUGAUUUACUUGCCCUUUUCCAGCGUCGCGAGUAUAUUCUCGAUGGAUAUGUUUGACUGGAAUGCCCAAGAUGGGGGCUCUGUUGUGUCCAAGUACAUCUGGCUGUUUGCCACACUCGCGAUCGGGCUCACUGCGAUCACGGUCUACGCCUGGUAUCACAUUACUAUCCAGCGUGAGAGAAAGGCGGACGAAGAAGCUUCGGAAAUCCAAGUAAAAAUGGAAAAGAUGGUUUAAGAUAACUUCAUCAUAUAGUAAUGAGGUUGCUAUUCCAAAUCAUCAUGCCAACCUCCUAAUUUCAACCGCAACAGAUAUACCUUUUUGCUACACGAAGGAUAGAAAUCACGCAACCCAUGUUCCAGGUGCCUCUAACAUUAUUAUCAAUUCGACA